AUGGCCCAGGGGGCCCGCAAGUAUGAGCCGCUCGUCGACAACGGCGGCGACGAGGCCGGCGCCGGCGACGAACACGCUGCGUCGAUUCUGCGCCUCCAGGCGGCGGAGAAGCUCGAGCGGCGCGCGAAGCGCUUCAUGUACGCGGGCAUCGUGACCCUCGUCGUCUCGCUGUUUGCGCUCAUGAGCGCCGCGGUGGUCCGGCGACCGUCGAUGCUCGAGUGCGACAAGAUGCUGUCACCUUGGUCGUCACUAUGGCCAGCGGUCGAACACACAGAGGGCGACUUGGUCAACUAUUUUAACCACUCGUCGAUAUACAGAGGGCCUCCGACCCUCGAGCGAGAGACGGCUUGGAACUCGCUGUGGUACCACCACGCAAUGCCCGUCAGCAGAGAGGGCAUAUACGCACUGAACAGGAGCAACCCGGACCUAUACUACGAAGUCAUCGGCAGCGACCCCGAGGAGCCUACCUACGGAGCCAUUGCCGAAGUAUUCCACCAGCUCCACUGCCUUAACCUCAUCCGCCAACACAGCUGGCCCAUCCAGCAGUUCUCCAAGGACUGGGGCGACCUGUACCCCAACUUCCUCUGGGACAACCCAGUGCUCGGUCGGAUGCACGUCGACCACUGCAUCGAGGCGCUGCGGCUGUCGCUCAUGUGCUACGCCGACAUCACGCCCGUGCUCAACGAGCACUACGACGACCCGGAGUUUGACCGCAAGGCCGACUUCAACACGCACCACAAGUGCCGCGACUUUGACCGCAUCGCCGAGUACGUGGAGAGCAUGGGCUACGACCUCCCGCCGCCGGCCAUCCUAGCCGAUGAGCACGGCGGGCACGACGGGCAUGGGAGGCGCUUCGUCACACCGGUGAAGCCGCGCGGGCGCAAGUGA
Cordyceps fumosorosea ARSEF 2679 is the source of this 888-nucleotide messenger RNA. RefSeq lists its product as hypothetical. The transcript is spliced from 4 exons. Gene Ontology annotation, biological process: mycotoxin biosynthetic process. Lineage: Eukaryota; Fungi; Ascomycota; Sordariomycetes; Hypocreales; Cordycipitaceae. The coding region runs from base 1 to 888 and encodes 295 amino acids. The record is from RefSeq and is a predicted model, not a curated record.